CAAUCUGCUUGCACGGAUCCAUGCCAGUCCCUGUCAUUUAGCAUAUUCACGCAUCCUCGCAAUCAUCACCCACGACGCGCUGGCCAGUCCCAUUGCCUCACCACCUCGUCAAGGUCGCCAAGCCAGGCGCCAGCAGUGUAGAGGGUUGGUGGACUUUGCGCACCCUGCGCCCUCUAGAAGCCACCAGCCCCAGCUACUCCUCCUAGAGGCCCACGACUGUACUCUGAUUUUUUAUUUCUCCAUCUCCCCUCUAUCAGUCUGUCUGUUCGCGAGGAUAUUGCAAUAAGCGUGAACCCAGCUAUCCGAUGGCAGCAACUUCAGGGAAGGUUAUCCAAAAUAUUUUUCAAGCACAUUGCUGCCAACAAAAUAGGCAGUUUGGCACCCAAUACCGAAGGAACUAUUGUGACCCUGACGUGCGCAGCUUUCUUCCCUUUCAAGGAAGGAAGUUAGCAUGGACUGCCUUCUCUUCCAUGCAAUUGCGCAACGUACCAAAAUACCAGAGUGGUUUUGUUAACCAACGAACUGUUUUCUGCAACGCUGCUCCAUCUACUACUGCAGUUCUGCCUCUUGAAAAGGUUGACUUUCUGAAGCUUCAAAAUGGCAGUGAUAUCCGAGGUGUUGCUGUUCCUGGUGUGGAGGGAGAACCUGUUACUCUAACAGAACAAGUUGCAGAAGCCAUAGCGGCUGCCUUUGCUGCAUGGUUAUCCGAAAAGAAGAAAGCUGAUGCAUCUCAACAUCUGAAAAUUUCCAUUGGUCAUGACUCCCGAAUAUCUGCGCUAAAACUUCAGGAUGCAGUUUCUCUAGGAAUCGCUGCGGCUGGUCUGGAUGUGGUUCAAUAUGGAUUAGCAUCUACACCAGCAAUGUUUAAUAGCACCCUCACUUGUGACGACCAGUUUUCAUGCCCAGUUGAUGGGUCUAUUAUGAUAACAGCAAGUCAUCUCCCAUACAACAGGAAUGGAUUCAAAUUCUUCACAAAUGCUGGAGGGCUUGGAAAAGCUGACAUUAGAGACAUCUUGGAGCGUGCUGCAAAUAUAUACAAUAACUUUGCAUCUGAAGGAUUGAUAACUUCAGAAAGAAAUGCCUCUGCUUCAGUGAAAAGAGUUGACUAUAUGACUGUUUAUGCAUCUAAUCUUGUAGAGGCAGUACGCAAAGCAGCAGGAAAUAUAGAGAAACCAUUGGAGGGGUUCCAUAUAGUUGUUGAUGCAGGGAAUGGAGCUGGAGGGUUUUUUGCUGCAAGGGUUCUUGAGCCUUUGGGGGCUAUCACUACUGGUAGCCAGUUCUUGGAACCUGAUGGUAUGUUUCCGAAUCAUAUUCCUAACCCUGAGGACAAGACAGCAAUGAAAGCGAUAAUCCAGGCUGUCCUUGAUAACAAGGCUGAUUUGGGGAUCAUUUUUGAUACAGAUGUUGACAGAUCUGCUGCGGUUGAUUCUACUGGCCGUGAGUUCAACCGGAAUCGGUUGAUUGCUUUAAUGUCUGCAAUCAUCCUUGAGGAACAUUCGGGAACAACUAUUGUCACAGACAGUGUGACUUCAGAUGGGUUGACUACAUUUAUUGAACAAAAACUUGGAGGAAAGCACCACCGGUUCAAAAGGGGGUACAAGAAUGUCAUUGAUGAGGCUAUUCGAUUGAACACUGUCGGAGAGGAGUCGCAUCUGGCUAUUGAAACCAGUGGCCAUGGAGCUCUCAAGGAGAAUCACUGGCUUGAUGAUGGUGCAUACCUCAUGGUCAAGCUCUUAAACAAACUAGCUUCAGCCAGAGCUUCCGGAAUAGGUGGUGGCAGCAAAGUUCUGACUGAUUUGGUAGAGGGUCUGCAGGAACCAGCCAUUGCUGUUGAAUUGAGGCUGAAGAUUGAUCAGAAUCAUGGAGAUCUUAAAGGAGGAUCUUUCCGAGAAUAUGGAGAGGCAGUGCUGAAACAUUUGGAGAACUUUGUAGCUUCAGAUCCAAGGCUUUGGAAAGCCCCGAAAAACUAUGAAGGCGUUCGAGUUUCUGGCUUUGGAGGUUGGUUCCUUUUGAGACUCUCGCUGCAUGACCCUGUUCUGCCGCUUAACAUUGAGGCACCCAGCCAGGAUGAUACAGUGAAACUUGGACUUGUCGUGCUCAGUGCUGUAAAUGAGUUUUCCGCUUUGGAUGUAUCUGCUUUAAACAAAUUUGUCCAAGUAUAAUGAGCUACUGGGCUGAGUGGCUACAUUGAUGGCCAAUCCAUGUCUCAAAACAGUCAAACUAGGUUGUUGCCAGAAUUCAACUUCAUCUGCAAGUGGUGUCUAGGAGCUGUGGGAACUUUGGGAAGUCUUGAGGACAUGAGUUUUGAUCAAUAGCCCGAGAAUAUCACUGUCUAAAUGUCAUGUUUUUAUCUGCAAACUCAGUGAGAAGGGGUGUGUGUGUGUGUGUGUGUGUGUGUGUUUGAGAGAGAGAGAGGUAAUAUUUUAGAAUUACUAAAAUCUGAAUGAUACCCCCAGGGGGAAAUGUUGACAUUAUGCAUAAAAUGUAUUUGAGUUUUGGUUUGGUGCGUCA
Malania oleifera is the source of this 2511-nucleotide messenger RNA. RefSeq lists its product as uncharacterized. Gene Ontology annotation, molecular function: phosphomannomutase activity. Lineage: Eukaryota; Viridiplantae; Streptophyta; Magnoliopsida; Santalales; Ximeniaceae. The transcript has 18 exons. Bases 306 to 2162 code for a protein of 618 amino acids. Gene Ontology annotation, biological process: carbohydrate metabolic process. The record is from RefSeq and is a predicted model, not a curated record. Gene Ontology annotation, cellular component: chloroplast stroma.